CCGAACCGGGGCCUUGCUGCUCAGAGCUGGCGUCCCAAGCCAACUCCUAACCAAUGCACCACUUGGCCAGCCCUCAAACCCAGUAUUUUCAAACUCUGUUGAAGCACUUGACUAACCUCAUUCCCUUUUUGGCCUGUAAGGCACUUUAGAAUUUCCUAACAGUGUACUGUUGUUUAGAAAUUUGCAAGGGUUUCUUUUCCGCAAAUGCGGAUAAUUUUGUCAACAAUGCUAUUGUCUCCUUUUAGUACCACCAGACUUAGACCUGCAUCAUUCAUGGUAUAAAUUUUACUCUUGCAAGAUAACUACCAUCUCUCUCUUAAAACAAGAUCAGUUUAGCAAAUGAUAUAAAAGCUUCAUUGUUGUUUUUCAAGACAAAAAGGCAAGCUUUCCAAAGCUUGAAUUUAUAGUUAUUAAAAAAGAAAACAAGAAAACCACCACAAGCCACAAGAAAAAAAAUAUCCUGGGCAAUAAAAAAUUAUUUUAAGCCAGCUUUGGAGCUACUUUUUGUCUAAGCCUCCUAAUGGCACCUUUUAAUUUAUAGGAGGUGGGCUGUAUAAAUGAUAGGUACGAAAUAGAGUAAGAAUUAAAAUACAUCAGCAGAUUUUAAUACUAAAGAAAAUUACAAUAUUUUUCAUAGCAAAGUGUAAGAAUUUCAUAAAUAUUCAUAAGUAUAUACUGAAAUGAUUUCUGAAAAUGCUCAAAAGAUGUCAUGAAGAAACCAGAAUUUAGACAUUUAAAUGUGGACUAAAAAACGAAUCUGAAUUCCUAUAGCAAGAGCCAGAUGUUUCCUCUGGUUUCAUUAAAUGCUGUAUCUUACUGAAUUAUGAAAUGAAACACAUUCAUUUUUCUUUGUGUAUAAAUGAGAUUUUAAAGUCAUUGACUUUGGUUAUAACUUUUAUAUAAAAUAAUCUUAAUAAAUAGGUUUGUUAAGGGCAAAUCAAUAGUUUUAGGAACCUCUCCAAAAGCUCUGAGUUUAAAAAAAUAAAACAAACUUCAGCUAAGAAGACUCCUUUCUUAUAGGGAAUCCUACAGUUCUAUUUUUCAUAGCGUUUAUAAACACCCCUCCCCAGGUAUCAUGUUUUUUCCAUUGCAUUGAGAUCUAAACAGAAGUGAUUUUUAAGCUUCUGACAUCUUAAAUAUAUUCUUGGGAACAGAUUAUUACAACUCUAGGGAAAAAGUAAAGCAAUCAGCACUCUGAAAGAGUGAUGCUUUGUUCGUAUUUUGGCCAUAGGUUUGCUUUAAGAAAUAGCACACUUGUCAGAAUGGAAGAAUUUAUCUGCCUUCUAAUUGAUGGGGUUCAGACCUAAGAUGGCGGACUAAAUAAACAUGGGAGACUGGAAUUUCCUUGGAGGCAUUCUGGAGGAAGUACACAUCCACUCCACCAUGACUGGAAAGAUCUGGCUCACCAUCCUGUUCAUAUUUCGAAUGCUUGUUCUGGGUGUAGCAGCUGGAAAUGUCUGGAAUGAUGAGCAGGCUGGCUUCAUCUGCAAUACAGAACAACUUGGCUGCAGAAAUGUAUGCUAUGAUCAGGCCUUUCCUAUCUCCCUCAUUAGAUACUGGGUUCUGCAGGUGAUAUUUGUGUCUUCACCACCCCUGGUCUACAUGGGUCAUGCUUUGUACAGACUGAGAGCUCUGGAGAAAGAGAGGAAGAGGGAGAAAGCUCAACUGAGAGGAGAACUGGAGGGGGUAGAGUUUGAAAUAUCUGGGAAUCAGAGGAUAUUGGAGUAAGAACUUUAUCAGCUGGAGCAAAGGAAGCUAAACAAAGUUCCACUGGGAACCUUGCUUUGCACUUAUAUGAUAUACAUUUUAGCUCGCUCUGUAGUUGAAGUUGGGUUAAUGAUUGGACAAUAUCUUUUAUAUGGAUGUCAUUUAGAGCCUCUAUUUAAAUGCCAUGGCCACCCAUGUCCAAAUAUAACUGAUUGCUUUGUCUCAAGACCAACAGAAAAGACAAUAUUUCUAUUAUUUAUGCAAUCCACCACUGUUUCACUUUUCUUAAAUGUUCUAGAAAUUUUCCACCUAGGCUUUAAAAAGAUUAAAAGAGGGCUUUGGGGACAAUAUAAAUCAAAGGAUGAGCAUAAUGAAUUCUAUGCGAAUAAGUCAAAACAAAAUCUUGCCAAAUAUCAGAGCACAUCUGCAAAUUCACUGAAGAGACUGUCUUCUGCACCUGAUUAUAAUCUGUUAGUGGAAAAGGAAACACACACAGCAGUGUACCCUAGUUUAAAUUCAUCUGCAUUUCAGGCAGAUCCUAACAAUCACAAUGGAAAUGAUGAAAAAUGCAUUCUGGAUCAACAGGAAACUGUGCUUUUUAAUGAGAUGUGCACACUUAGUCAUAUUCAAUAUAUCAGCUCAAGUACUAAUGAAGACACUCAUAAAGUAUUUGGAAAAGAAGUUGAUGGUAACCAGUUAAGGGAAAAAAGAGAAACUGAUGGCAAAGACAGCAAAAGGAACCAAUACUCUAGAGGUUACUGUUCUAGUCCAGGUUUUACUACAGAUCUGAACAUGGGGCGGUCACCCCAGACAGCUUUCUCCUUGCCAGCUAACAGCACUGGGAAACCGAGGUGACUUCGUGCUACAUGGAGUCCCUCUAUAGAAGACGAAAACUGGGCGUACCCUCCUAAAGAUAACCUCAAGGGCCAGUUCAGAGAGGGCACAAUCAGAGCCACUCCUUUACAAGGGGACUUUCAACCAGCUUACAUUCCAGACAAUCCUGGUUCUUCAGGAGACUUGUCCUGUGGAUCUGAGUUGGUCACAACCUGCAAUAAUCCUACCGCUUGUCCUCCAAAUCAUUUAGUGUUAAUGACAACCUCAUUAGUAGGCACUCCCACAGACCUUCAGAUCUGAACAGCUGUUGAAUUUUAGACAUUCUGCAUAUAUUAUUAUAGAAGCAGCCUAGUGGUGGCGGAGCAUAGACAGAACAGAUAAGGACAGCUCAAAAGACCACCUUAAGAUGGACAACUGCAAACUCAUUUCAAAAAAGGGAAAACAGCUCAA
This is a messenger RNA of Hipposideros armiger (great roundleaf bat), 2991 nucleotides long. RefSeq names its product gap junction protein alpha 9 (gene GJA9). Gene Ontology annotation, molecular function: gap junction channel activity. NCBI's taxonomy places the organism in Eukaryota, Metazoa, Chordata, Mammalia, Chiroptera, Hipposideridae. The record is from RefSeq and is a predicted model, not a curated record. Gene Ontology annotation, cellular component: connexin complex. Gene Ontology annotation, biological process: cell-cell signaling.